Hyphopichia burtonii NRRL Y-1933 is the source of this 1947-nucleotide messenger RNA. RefSeq lists its product as uncharacterized. Gene Ontology annotation, molecular function: fatty acyl-CoA hydrolase activity. The record is from RefSeq and is a predicted model, not a curated record. NCBI's taxonomy places the organism in Eukaryota, Fungi, Ascomycota, Pichiomycetes, Serinales, Debaryomycetaceae. The transcript has a single exon. Gene Ontology annotation, biological process: acyl-CoA metabolic process. Gene Ontology annotation, cellular component: mitochondrion. Bases 370 to 1890 code for a protein of 506 amino acids.
GGUUGAGUAGGCGAGUUACGGUUGGCCAAUGUCAGACAAUGUUGAGCUGAUACCCUGGGUGUAGAAGCUUCCACUGACCCAGUUUGUCUAAUCGAAUAGUCAAAGAUGCAAAUAUAAUUUGCUUUAGGAGAAGACUAGCGAGUUCCGGCAGGGGGUUUCGAGGGUGUUCACGUGAUACAAAACGCAAUAUGACUUCAUGUUCCGGCAAGCGAUGAGGGGGGGUGACUGGCGGCCAUUGGCUUGCACCCUCGGAACUCAGUCAAUGGACUGAAAUAUUCCAAUCAUCUUAUUAUAAAAUGUCAUCAAUAUCCUUUUAUUUUUAGGAAGAGGAUCUCGAUAUUCUAAUAAUAAAUCUUAUUUGCACUCAAGAUGCUUAAAACGAUUGGAAGAACAUGCAGGGUUUCAAGUAGGAACCCAGCAAUUUGCCUCAACAGGUUCAAUUCAUCGAUACCAACCAAUUUCCAUAGAGAAGAUAAGGCAGCAUCGUUUGAGCCAGCCGAUGCAGCAGAUGCCACUGCUACUAUAUUAGCGGAUCAAAAUGAUAUGCAAAAAUUCCCAAAUAAAGCCACUUGGAUUGCAGCAUUAAGAGAACGAGAAAAACAAAUGGCUGAAGGUAAAACAAUUGAUAGUUAUUCUUAUGUUACACCAGUUACCACUGAAGUUGGCGAAAAGACGAGAAAUGAAUCAUUUUCUUAUUUGGCUUUACCUUUCAAAGAUGAUCAAUGGUUGUGUGAUCAAUACAUGAAUGCUUUUGGUAGAUUAAGAGCUGGUCAGUUAUUUCAAGAUUUAGAUGCUUUAGCUGGUAGAAUUGCUUAUAGACACUGUGCUCCUGCUGAACCAGUAAAUGUUACUGCUUCGGUCGAUCGUAUUUAUAUGGUAAAGAAAGUUGAUGAAAUUACCAAUUAUAACUUUGUCCUUGCUGGUGCAGUUACUUGGACUGGUAAAUCUUCAAUGGAAAUUACAGUUAAAGGUUUUGCAUUUGAUGAAAAAUUACCUUCUACAAUAACUGAAGAUGCUUUGCCUGCUGAAAAUAUUUUUUUAACUGCUAAUUUUACCUUUGUUGCCCGUAAUCCAUUGACUCAUCGUUCUUUUGCGGUUAAUCGUUUAUUACCUACUCUGGAACAACAAUGGUUAGAUUAUAGAAGAGCCGAAUCUCAUAAUGCUAAAAAAAAAUUUGCUGCUAAAAAUCAUAAAGUCAUUGAACCAACUGAUGAAGAAUCGAGACUUAUACAUGAAAUGUGGAAAUCUUCAAAAGCAAUUGAAAAAUCCGGUGGUAAUAAACUGAAAAGUUUACUGUUUAUGAAAGAUUCAAAAGUUAGUUCAACCCUUUUCAUGCAACCUCAAUAUAGAAAUAGACAUUCUUAUAUGAUUUUCGGUGGUUACUUACUUAGACAAUCUUUUGAAUUGGCUUAUUGUGCUGCUGCUGCUUUUGCUUCUGCUGGUCCAAGAUUUGUUUCUCUUGAUUCAACUACUUUCAAAGCUCCAGUCCCCGUUGGUAGUGUUUUAAGUAUGGAUGCCUCAGUGGCUUACACUGAACAUAUUCAUGAUGAAAAUAUUGAAAACGAUGCUGAUUCUCCUUUCAAUUUUAGAUUACCCCCUACAAAUAAACUCCUGUCAAACCCGGAUGCUUUCUUAUCUGAACCAGGUACUUUAAUUCAAGUCAGGGUCGAUACUUAUAUUAAAAGUUUGAAUUCUAUCAAUUCUAAAGAAUCAGGAAGUUUCAUUUACUCCUUCUUUGUCCCUGCCAACUCAACCGCUGAAAAUAGUCCUGGUUUUGCUUCAGUCAUUCCUCAAACUUAUUCAGAAAUGAUGGAAUACGUUGAAGGUAGACGUAGAGCUCAAGAUACCGCUAAUUUCGUCGACACUUUACCAAAGCAUUCCUCUAUUUAAUUCCCCCUAUUUAUAAUAACUAAUACUUCCAUAUUUAAACUUACCUUGUAGACUUGC